Molecule: messenger RNA, 5421 nt
Organism: Tachysurus fulvidraco (yellow catfish)
Lineage: Eukaryota; Metazoa; Chordata; Actinopteri; Siluriformes; Bagridae
Product: protein phosphatase Slingshot homolog 3
Exons: 17
Coding region: 262-2214 (650 amino acids)
Biological process (GO): negative regulation of actin filament polymerization; actin cytoskeleton organization; protein dephosphorylation
Cellular component (GO): cytoplasm
Molecular function (GO): protein tyrosine/serine/threonine phosphatase activity; actin binding
Source: RefSeq, a predicted model, not a curated record
CGUGUGUGUGUGUGUGUGUGUGUGUGUCGCCUGUAUUUUGCUUCCUGCUCCCAGGACUCGAUCUUCACUCCUCUUUUUAACGCAGAACUUUUCACCAUACGGACCGCAGCAGCUCAGAAACAAAGUCAGCGGAUUAUUUAUCUUUAUCAUAUAAAAGAAAGAAGAUAUCGUUGCUUCAUUUUGCUACAUAAAUCAGGAAUUUAAAUACCUGUAAGGAGUCACGUCUCACCUGAGCGGCGUUUCAGUGAGCCGGGAGCUGGGAUGGCUUUACUGACCCUGCGCAGAUCACCGUCUGUCUCAACCUCGCCUCCUUUCUUCGCUUCAUGUUCACGCAUUUUGGUUCUUUCUUUCAGUCUUUCAGCUGGUAUGUGGUGCGUCUCUGUGGAUGAAGCCAUCGCAAGAAGAGGAAGACUUCAGAAGAGGGAGAGUUUCGCCUUCGUCAGAGGCGCAGUGCUUUUACUAGCGGACGGAGAGAGGGAGGGGCCACACGAUGAAGCCGCACCCUCCCAGUUUCCAAACUCUCAGGUUGUGGGCGGAGCUUCGUAUACGAAGCACAGUCAUUUACAUGCAAUGAUUUCACUACUGAGACCUGAAGAUACCGUCAAACUGGCUGUUCGUUUGGAGUCCGUGAGUCCCAUCAGAGUGAGAUAUUUGCUCAUCGUUUCGACCGCCAGCAACAAACAGGAGAGUCUUCUCCUCGGCAUGGACUUCCCAAGCAUCAGCAGUGAUGACUGCAGUAUCGGCCUGGUUUUGCCCAUAUGGAGUGAUACUCAGGUGUACCUAGAUGGAGACGGAGGCUUCAGCGUGACGUCUGCAGAAUGCACCAGGAUAUUUAAGCCUGUGUCUAUUCCGACAAUGUGGUCUGUGCUCCAGGCUCUACACGGCUGUUGCGAGCGGGCGGUGCAGGGUGCCGUGAUCCCGGGCUGUGGGUUGGACUGGGCUCAGCACUACAAACAGCACGUGGAGUCGGACCAUCAGUGUGUGAACGAGUGGAAGGCCAUGAUGGGUCUGGAGUCUGUGCGCAAGAACAAUAAACACAGCACAGAGAGAGAGGGAGUGGAGAGAGAGAUUAAAGUCCAGCUCAGAGACAUCAUGAGGACCGUGGACCUGGAGAACAUCACCUCCAAACAGGUCCGAUCUGCUCUGGAGGACAGGAUCGGUUUGGACAUGAAGAACUAUAAAGAGUACAUUGACAAUGAGAUGAUGGUCACUAUGGCUCAGAUGGACAAACCUUCUAAAAUCUUAGACUAUCUUUACCUGGGCUCGGAAUGGAACGCAGCCAACUUUGAAGAACUUCAGAAAAACAAUGUGGGUUACAUCCUAAACGUCACCAUGGAGAUCGAUAACUUUUUCCCUGAAGCUUUCACCUACAUGAACAUCCGGGUGUACGACGUGGAGUCCACGGAUCUUCUCUCGUACUGGAACAACACCUACAGGUUUAUCAACGAAGCCAGGAAAAAUGGGCAGUCGAUAUUGGUUCACUGUAAGAUGGGCGUGUCUCGCUCCGCCUCCACAGUCAUUGCGUUUCUGAUGAAGCAGCAGGGCUGGACGUUAGAGGAGGCACUUAACCACGUGAGAGAGCGCAGACCCAUCGUUCACCCCAACGACGGCUUCUACAGACAGCUGCACACCUACAGCGGCAUCCUCAGUGCCAGUAAACAGAGGCACAGCUCCCUCUGGAAGCGCAAGUCUAGAUCGGACACGCUGAAUAAUCCACCUCAGGAACAAGAACAGAAGGUGGAGACGGAGCGACAGCAGGCUGACGAUGAGCAGGAAGAAGAGGAGGAGGAGGAAGAACAGAGUCUAGAGGAGGACGAGAGCUCAGAGACGGACGAGGACGAGGAGAGAGAUGUGUUUGUUGAUUCAGCAUCAAUUCAUGGAGCAGCAGCAACAACAACAACAACGACAACAACAACAAACCCUGUUAUUACUGUCCAGGACAGUGACAAGGUGACCCCGAGUCCUAGCAGAAGUGGAAGAAUGGAUCUGUUUUCUCUCAUGCAGUCCAUCCAGCUGGACGACGAGGAGCGACUGAGUGAUCUAGAAAACGCAGCGACUCAGAGGAAAUCUCCGGCUCAGAGGAGACGCAGCAGUCACAAACGACGAGCUCUGACUCACCAGAGAGCUCACGUGGACGUUUCUCCUGAGCCAAGCAGCCAAUCGCAGAGCAGGAAACAGGAAAAUCCGAGGCUCGGCACCGGCGAGGAACAAUGAGGAGCAAAGAAAAGACUAAAAUAGAGAAGAGGAAGAACAAACCAUGGGAGAAAGUUGAUCUUCAUGAUCAUUUUAAUGACUCGGUUGAGAAAAAUGGUGAGGGAUUUAUUUGUUUGUUUGUUUCAGAGUUGAUUCAAAAGAAAACAGGACAACUCACACACACACACACACACACACACACACACACACACACACUCACACACACACACACAUACAUGUAUAUUCUCCACACUCGCGCACACAUUCAGCACACUCACACACACACAUUCUCCACACUCACACACACACACCACAAUACAUUAGGUGUUUCUUAUUUUUAUUAUUAUGAAAACUUUCCAGACGUCACUCUGUGCCUUUCUUUUGUCUUUCACACACUCGCCUGAGCCUGAGCCGAAUGUUCACACACACACCUCACUGAUUUAACGCAGUAUUAAAGAACAAGGAAAAGGCAUAAAGGUAUAUAAAAGCAUUUCCCAGAGAUCAGAAAUCCCUGUAUUAUUAUUAUUAUUAUUAUUAUUAUUAUUAUUAUUAUUGUGAUACACCAGGUGAAAAUAGCAUAUAGUAGCUAAGCUAGCCAACAAUCUAAACAGUGCUAAUGUUGCCUUUUCUAAACAUUCAAACUAGCUAACAAACUAGCCAAUGCCAGUAAGUAUAUAGGUAUAAGGACUAAACUCUGUAAAAUAAGGUGAUGUAUUAAAUUAUAUAAAAUAAAAUUAGCAAUGGUCGAUAGCAAGCCAGCUAAUAAAGCAAUUAGCCAAACUUGCUAACGAGUGAGUUAAUGUUAGAUUACUGUAUUGGGGAAAACCAGUAGCAAACGAUGAAAACAAGUUAGCUAUCUAUCUUGGCAUAGACUACAGUAUAGCUCUGAUCCAAAUGCCAGUAAAUACUGUUUAGAACAGUAGCCAUUAGGCUAACAAAUUGUACUGUGUACAACACUAGCCACAUUUACUAGCAAGUUAGCUAACGUAAGGCUAGCAACAAAUUGCCAAUAGCCAAGAUCUCUAGCAAGCUACCUUCCGUUAAGCUAAGAUCAAGAUCGAUGUUAGCUAGCAUGCUAAGUAAUUCGGCUAACCGUGUAUUAGAUUAUGUAUACCGAUAGCCAAGACUGCUAACAAGCAGGCUAGCUUAAGGAUAAUGAUUAUAUUAGCCAAAUUCGCUAACAAGCUAGGUAUAAUCACUAAGGUUGCGUGUGUGCUAUUGUGUGAUGGAGGGAACAUGAGGAAAAUGUUUAUUUCUGGUUUAACCUGGACGCAAAGUAUUAUUAUUAUUAUUAUUAUUAUUAUUAUUAUUAUUAUUAUAUAGUUUUAAAAAGACCCAAGAUCUUUUAGAGAUGUUUUAUUGCCUCAAUUCUAUGCAAUAAGUCUAAUUCAUUUGUAACUAAAUAGAUGUUUUUCUCUCAGCACGAAGCAGCCAGGGAUUCAUUUUCAGCUCCUUCUGUUUAAACCUCCACGCUUGUGUUAAACACUUUAAAUUAAUUAAGUAAAAAGUAAGACUGAUAAUUUUCCUAUCUGCAGUGUUUAGUUUACUGGAGCAGAACCUCGAUACGUCCUCCUCAGUGUUUUUGAGCGUGAAGGAUCCGCUGGGAUCCCAGUGCGAAAGUGAUUCGACUCUGAGUCGACUCUGAGUGAUGCAUGGAACAAACGCGACGUGAAGCAUGAAAUGUUUUAAACUAGUAAAUUAUUUAUUUAGGAUUCGGGUCACGUCUCCGUGUUCGCCGUGAUCGGCUGAUGCUUGUUAUUUCUGCACGCUUGGUAAAGUUUUGCUUUACUUUCUCACUCGCUGUAUUUCUGAUCAGUGAAUCAAAUCAUUGAACCGAACAUUAGGAUCCGAGUCUUUUAGUCAACACUAGUUUCAUAUUUUGUUAGUUAGUUCUUGUUGAGGUUCAUAUUCAUAUUAUAGACAUAAGAAAAUAUUCUCUCAGAGUAAAGGAAAUGAUUUAUUUAGGAAUUAAUACAUUAUUAAUAAUAAUAAUAAUAAUUAAUAAUUAAUAAUUAAUAAUUAUUAUUAUUAUUAUUAUUAUUAUUAUUAUUAUUAUUAUUAUUAAAGUGUAAAGGAAGGACAUUAAGCGGUUGACAGGAGCAUCACACGAACCGGUGUGGAGUUGAAAACAUCCGUAUUAUUUAUUGCAGUUACACAUAGUUUAAUGAGCUCACGUUUUCCAGUUUAUAUCACCGACUCGACCAAAACCAAUCCAGAAAAAGACGUGUUAUUUUGUGAGGACAAAAGUAAUGGCACCCCAAUACGACACAGUUUUAAGAGGCGCUCGUUCACAGAUUGGUCGGUUUUGGAAAAACCUUUUAAAUCUGAAGCUAAGUUCUAAAAAAAAAAAAAAAAAUACACCCUGAUUUAAGUGAGUUAUAUAAAUUGUACGUUAAAACGUGUUCGUCCAUCAGUGAGGUGUGUGUGUGUGUGUUCAUGUCUGUGUUCCACUACUGCUGCACAGAACCGGAGUGUUAAUGUUACGGUUCUGUUCCAUAACGUUACCGAGGUGUCGUUUUGUCAGGAUGUUGGAUUUUUACCUGCAGAAUAAAUUCACACGUGCCAUAAUUGAACUGUGACGUCUCUGCUGUAGCAGGUCGACUCUGUCCUCGUGUCCUAGUGCCUUCGGUUUGGACCAAAAUGUCACGUUGAACACGUGUCUGACGGUUUGUGCGUUCAGUACGAAUCGUGUUCCAGCUUUAUGAUGAAUUCUAUCAGCUGUAUUUAUUGUGUGUCGCUGUAUUUUAAUUUCCAUGCAGUAUUUUUUUUACUGUGCUGUGUGUUAAACAUACAGACGGUUGCCAGAUUGAAGCCAAAGUCACCAUAAUGAGGAAAGAAACAGCUGGAUAAAAUCCGUAGUGUGCUGGAGAGAUGAUAAAGAAAAUAACAAGCAUAAAAGUGCCAUCUUUCUUUCAGUUAAUCCUGAUGCUGUUUUUUUUUUUUUAAUCGAAAUCGGAGCAUAAAUCAGGUCAUUAAUGCUGUUUGUUGUUUAUGAUCAGGAAAUAAAGUCUUUUACACACAUUUCAAACAGGGUUGCCAGAUAAUCCACGUAUUUAUAGUUUCACUGUUGCUGGAUAAAAUGUCUUUAAUUCAGAAGGUUAUGAAUCUGUAAUCUGGCAACGCUGAUCCAUAUUGUUAUGUAUUUUUAUUUUCACUUUUAUUCCUGAUGUAUCUACAGCAUGUACUUGUCUUUGCUGUUCUUUAAAAAUAAAUAUGUUUAAUAAAGUA